AUGAUUAGAAAUGUUCGAUUAAUAGAUCAUACCAGCUAUGCCAUAUCAAUCCUACAGAAAACGAUGUCGAAGGUUGAGGAACGCUGUUGGUGCAAUUUAAAAGUUGAUGACAUGCAGUUUCAUGUAAAACCUACUGUCUCACUAAUUUUGCCGUUAAUAUUUUGCAGCGAGACAGUCCUGAAUCGAGUGAUAUUUGCAGACAUAGACUUAACUGAUGGAUUUGUAGUGUCGUUGCAAAAGAUAAGCAUUGUACAACAUACUAUACAGCAAGUAUGGUUGUCGCGGAGUGCUAAUGAUGCUAAUGUUGAAAUACGAGCGACUUUGAGGAUGGAAGAUGUCUCUAUAGGAUUUGAUGUUAAAACAGAAAUGGAUAACAAAAUUACACACACCACAGGAGUUAUGAUUUACCCUUUAAUUACAUUUGCCUUUACGAUAUCUAAACAUUUGUUUACGGAUGAAAUAACAGUAAGAGUUGUGAGUGAAGUGGUAAGAACUACAAAUGUUAUGACCUUUACCCCAGAGACCGAUGUUACAAGAGUUUUCACACGUUUAGUGAGUUUUAAAUUUGCUAACAUAUCCAUUGGCAAAAUUUUGUUAUCCGCCAUCAAUGAAAUUUCAUCAUCAUCAUCAUUAUCAGCCGAUGGACUUUCACUGUUAGAAAUAGGCCUCUUGUAUAGACUUCCAAACAUCACGUUCUCGAGCCGCCAGCAUCCAGCGACUCCCUGCAACCCGCUGGAUGUCCUCGGUCCAUCUAGUGGGGGGUCGACCAAUACUGCGCUUUCCGGUGCGGGGUCGCCAUUUCACGUCCAUCUCUCUCUUAUAGCUCUUCGAACUAUGUGCCCUGCCCGUUGCCACUUCAUCUUCGCGACUUGCUGAGCUUUGUCGGUGCCUUUGGUUCUUUCGCAGAUAAACGGAUAUCCGCGAAAUUAAAAUAAUAGAAAAAAAAACAGGUUCUGAAGACCAGACUAGAAUAGUACCUAAAUGUAACAAGUAGUAGCGUAUUCUCAGGAAAUUUCGUUUCGCAUUGACAGUUGAGUCAAUGCGUUGAGAUGUAGAGUUCCUGUAAGAUCUUCAAGGAAAUCUAAAGGCUCCCGCACACGGGCCACCGGCCACAACCACAAAACGCCGCUACCGGCAUAUUUCUUGAAGUUUUCAUACGUUUUAUAUGGACUCGUCGCACACGCCGCUGCUCGCUUCUUGUGGCACGAACUGACCACUAAACGCAGACACAAACCGUGCUCGCGCUCGCACUCGCGCGGUUAUGAUACUGCAUGUAUGGGUUAAGAAGUAGCAGCCACCCACCACAAGUGUCGACCACCGGCCACAAGUGGCUGUCGCGCGCUUCUGCUACUUUUGUGGCCCCUUCUUGCUUCUUGUAGCGGCGUUUGUGGCUGUCGCGUGUGGCCCGUGUGCGGCGACACUAAGUGCAU
Messenger RNA from Bicyclus anynana (squinting bush brown), 1430 nucleotides. RefSeq lists its product as uncharacterized. The record is from RefSeq and is a predicted model, not a curated record. Lineage: Eukaryota; Metazoa; Arthropoda; Insecta; Lepidoptera; Nymphalidae. Bases 1 to 876 code for a protein of 291 amino acids. The transcript has 4 exons.